ACUCACCAACUUCAUCCUUUGCUUCUCCCUGUCUCUCGGAUUUUAAAAUCGGUGGAGUUUUAAAAGCCUUCUCCCACGUUGCGGGCUGGAGAUAGACACAUUUAUAAUGGCAUUUUAUAGACUUUUCGUCGUUAUAGUUUCUCUCACUUGUAGCUUGUCUGUUGAGGGACAAGACAGCUUCGGAUUAUCGUAUGCUUUAAGAUCUGAACUGUCGGAGGAUGCUAUUCUUGUGGCCAACAACGGAAUUCGCGUGCCUUUUGGGAGAUCCGUCUACGUUGAUCCCAUCAAUGAUCUGGUGGUUGACGUUCAGCCGGGGGACAAGUGCAGCAUAACAGUCCUGGACAAUGAUCCCCUCUCCCAAAGACCCGGACAUCUCUCUCCAAAGAAGUUUCCUUGUGAAUUUGGUCCCAAUGAUGUCAGGUACUUUCAUUACGGCUCGAGGAGUCCCGUGAGAGACAGGGUGAGACUGCAACUCAGGUAUGACACGCAGAGCGACACGAUCAUCAUACCGUUCAUGAUGGAGGUGGAGGUAGUUUUCACACAGUUGGAAGUAAUCACCAAAAACAUGCCACUCAACGUCGACAGUUUUAAUGCUAACAGUAGUCCCAUUGACAGCAAAAUUUUGGGCUUUACCUAUGACAGAGAAUCCGAGCAAUGCGAGGUCACCUCUUUAGCCAGCAACAGCGCAUUACCCAGAUAUGGCAAACUUGUGGACGAUGGAGAUAAACUGGGAAAAAUGAUGGAUUGCGAUGAAUUCCUCAAAUCAGACAUUCAUUAUCAGCACACGUUUAGUAACACGUCGCCCAACAGAGACUAUAUCCCCAUGGUAGUUGAACUCUAUAAUAACGAGGGAAAUCUGUUAAAACAGGAAUUUUUCCAUGUUAUGGUUCGCAUACAACCGGGAAAAGAAAACAUACCGCCGAAGCCCAGCUUUGUGUCAAUGAUGAUGAUGGAAGUUGAUCAGUUUGUUAUGACGGCUUUAACUCCAGACAUGCUCUCAGCAGACGAUAUCGAAUCAAGUCCUGAAGAACUUAUUUUCAACAUUACCUCCCCUCUUUCUAUUGAGGAAGGUUAUAUUGUGAGCACAGAUGACAGGAAUUUGCCAAUUACUGCUUUCUAUCAGAGGGACCUUUUUGAUUUAAAAAUAGCUUACAAGCCACCUUCUCUUGACUCAGACACAGAGAGGAUUUUCCAGAUUGAAUUUGAGGUGUUGGACACUGAUGGUGGCAUUUCUGACCCCUUUGCUUUCAUGAUUGUGGUGAAGCCCAUGAACAGCCUUGCCCCAGUCGUGACCAAAAACACUGGCCAGCUAUUGUAUGAGGGUCAAUCCAGAUCACUAGUCACGUCGCACAAUUUAGAAAUCAGUGACGAGGACAAUUUGGACAGUGUUAAAUUAAGUGUCAUUGAUGGUCUCCGACAUGGUGAGCUCACUGUCCUUGGUUCCCGUAGAAAACAUUUCACCCCUGAAGAGCUAGAUGCAGGUGUGGUAGUCUAUCAACAUGAUGGGAGUGACACCUACAGCGAUAACAUCAUUUUCAGAAUGACCGACGGCAAAAAUGAAGUUGAGUUUCUGUUCCCAAUCACUAUUGUCCCUAUGGAUGAUGAGGCUCCCAUAGUCAAUGCCAAUACAGGACUAGUGUUGUUUAAGCACCAAAUGAUGCCAAUCUCCCCUCUAAUGCUAAGUGCAGCAGAUGUUGACUCUGAAGACUCAACCAUUAAGUUUACUAUUCAGCCUCUAUUCUCUACUAUUGGGGAGGUGCUGCUGAGGCAGUCUGAGGCCCCAGAAGACCCCUCUUCAUGGAAGUUUAACUCACAGGAUGAGGUCUAUGAAAAGGUGGUGUCUGAGUGGCAGCAGAAAGAUAUCACAGACGGAAAGCUUUUCUAUCGUCACACAGGUCCCCACAGCACCGAGACGGUCACUGACCAGUUUGUGUUCACAGUUGAGGAUGACAAUGACCCGCCCAAUCAGUCUGGAGAAAAUGCUUUUGUCAUCAGAAUCCUGCCCAUCGAUGACAUCCCACCCGUGCUGUUCCCAGGAACCAGUCUUCAGAUGACCGUGCACGAGUACCAGCUCACUCACUUCAGCAAGAAUGUCCUUCGUUACACAGACCUUGACUCUGAAGACCGCGACCUGAAAUACACAGUCAUCCAGCCACCGACAGACACAGAUGAGAACAACCCAAUCGUAUUUGGGUCUAUCGUUUUAACUGACAGCCCAGACACAGAGGUGCAGGACUUCACACAGGCACAAGUCAACCAUCACAAAAUUUCAUAUAGCCCCCCAGACAUAGAACUUGGUAUCAUUUCACAUGUGGUCCAAUUCCGUUACACAGUCGAAGACACGGCUGGAAACAGUGUGGAGGGAGUCUUUACCAUACAUGUGCAACCAGUGAACAACAAACCCCCGCAAGUUGUAAACACUGGCUUCACUGUGUUUGAACAUGGAACCCAAAUAAUUAAAACUGCUGAGCUUGAUGCCAGUGACCUUGACACAGACAAUGCAGACCUGACUUUCACUGUCAAUGUUCUUCCUCAGCAUGGCAAACUCCAGCUCAAAGGUAGCGAUGUCAGCAAAGGCAAUACUUUCAAAGUGAUGGACAUUGCGGAGGGCUCACUCUUAUAUGUACACAAUGGCGAUGAGAUCAAUAGUGAUUCGCUGCAGUUGGAGGUCACGGAUGGUUUCCAUCUGGUCCCAGUUAAUGUGAAAAUUGCAGUGAAGCUCAUCGAUGAUGAGGCACCCAAAAUCAACAUGCAAGCUGGGACAAUUGGAUCCACCAUGGAAGUCUUGGAGAAUGGCGCUACAGAGAUCACAUCCAGUGUUAUCCAGGGUGAAGAUGAUGACACUGAUGACCUCAUGUUGACCUUUAUCGUUGAGGAUGCCCCAGUUCAGGGGGAGAUCCUGGUAAACGGGGCUCCCGCAAGCAAAUUCACCCAGGCUGACAUCAUUAACGGGCUGGUAGUAUACGCUCAUACAACGGGAGAGAUUGGCCUCAGCACAAAACAGGAUGCGUUCAACCUGACCCUCUCAGAUAUGUCUGAUGAAUGGACAGUGGGCGGUAACAAAGUGAAUGGAGUGCGUGUCAUUGUCACUAUCCUCCCUGUUGAUAACCAGGCCCCCGAGAUUCAUAUCGAUCCUGACUUCAGUGUUUUAGAGGGUGGGAAAUCCUCCAUUAGUGACAACAUACGAGCUGAAGAUCCAGACACCCCUGUUGAGGACAUCAUGUGUACAAUCGUUGUCCAGCCUACUUCAGGUUACAUUGAGAACAUAGCCCCUGCCCCGGGUUCAGAGAAGUCUAGAUCAGGCACAGCUAUUAGUGCCUUCUCUAUGAAAGACGUUAUGGAUGGAAACAUCUAUUACGUGCAGAGUAUUCACAAAACAGUUGAGCCAGUGGAAGACAGGUUCACGUUCAGAUGUUCAGAUGGCGUCAACUUCUCAGAGAGGCAUUUCUUCCCCAUUCUGAUCAUCCCAACCAAUGAUGAGAAGCCAGAAAUCUUCGCCAGAGAGUUUUUAGUGAUGGAGGGCAUGAACAUUGUUAUCGACACUCCAAUCCUGAAUGGAGCAGAUGCUGAUAUUCCAGUUGAAGACUUAACCUUCAUCAUCUCGAAACCUCCUAAACACGGUGCCAUUCUAAAUCAGUUGGCCACUGGCUCCGUCCCUGUCACAAACUUUACGCUGGAGCAGAUCAAGGAAGCAUCAAGCAUCAUUUAUGAGCAUGAUGACUCAGAGAGCACCGAGGACAGCUUUGAUGUUAUCCUCACCGACGGGAAACAUAGAGUGGAGGAAACCAUCAAGGUUGUGAUCGUCGCUCUGGAUGAUGAGACACCCAGAAUGCUCAUAAACGAUGGCCUGGAGGUGGAGGUGGGAGAGACCAAGGAAAUCAGUAACAAGGUAUUGAAGGCCACCGAUCUGGAUUCAGAAGACAGCAUGCUUACAUUCAUUGUGCGAUAUGGACCAAGCCAGGGACUCCUGCAGCGGACGACUCCACAGGGAGGUCUGCAGAACAUCACAGUUGGCAUGAACUUCACGCAGGCAGAAAUAGAUCAGGGAGUAAUCUUGUACGAACACAAUGGUCAAGAGGGUGUCCGUGACCUCCUCAAGUUUGAUGUGACAGAUGGCUCCAACGCACUGAUCGACAGAUACUUCUACAUCACAGUCAGCAACAUUGACAUGGUCUUCCCCGACGUGGUCAGCAAAGGUGUGUCUUUGAAGGAGGGAGGCCGAGUGACGCUUACCACUGACCUGCUCAGCACCAGCGACCUGAACAGCCCGGAUGAAAACCUGGUCUUCACCAUCACCCGAGCUCCGGUCAGGGGGCACUUGGAGUGCACCGACACCCCGGGCAUCCCCAUCGCUUCCUUCACUCAGCUUCAGCUGGCCGGAAGCAAGGUCUACUACAUCCACACCGCUGACGACGAGGUCAAGAUGGACAGCUUCGAGUUUGAAGUCACAGACGGUUACAAUCCUGUGUUCCGCACCUUCCGCGUGGCAAUUGUGGACGUGGACAACAAGAAGCCUGUGCUGACUGUCCAUGAUUUGUUGGCAGCAGAAGGCCAGAGCAAGCUUAUCACACCGUUUGAGCUGACUGUGGAGGAUCAGGACACAUCUGAACGUCUCCUGAAAUUCACCAUCACCCAAUUCCCUGUUCAUGGCAAGCUGCUCUUCAACAACAGCAAGCCCGUCACGUCCUUCACCAAACAGGACCUGAAUGAGAACAUGAUCAGCUACAAGCAUGAUGGCACAGAAACCAAUGAGGACAGCUUCUCCUUCACCAUCACAGAUGGCACACACACUGACUUCUUCGUCUUCCCAGACACAGUGUUUGAGACGCGCAAGCCUCAGACCAUGAAGAUCACACUUGUGUCAGUGGACAACGGCGUUCCUCAGAUUGUGUUGAAUAAAGGUGCCACAACUUUGAAGAUGUUGUCCAUAGGUCACCUGGGCUUCCCGAUCACCAGCAAGGCCCUGAGGGCCGAGGACACAGACAGUCCUGCACCCUCCCUGGUGUUCCGUGUGACUGGCCAGCCCGAGCGCGGCCACCUCAUCAACCUGGCCAAGGGGAACGACUCCAUCGACACCUUCACUCAAGGUGACAUUAAUGACCAGAAUAUUUGUUAUGUGCUGAAGGACAAUGACAAUGCAACAAGCGACUUGUUCCACUUCUCUGUUGAAGACAAUGGAGGGAACAGCCUGAAGAACCAGCAGUUCCGUUUGACCUGGGCCUGGAUCUCCCUGGAGAAGCAGAGCUACGUGGUGGACGAGGAGGACAAGUUCUUAGAGGUGGUCCUCACCAGACGAGGCUAUCUGGGAGAAACUUCAUUUGUUGGCAUUGGCGCAGUCGAUGGCACCGCCGAAAAGGACAAGGACUUCAAGGGCAAGUCACAGAAGCAGGUGCAGUUCAACCCAGGCCAGUCUCGUGCCACCUGGAAGGUGCGUGUCUUCCCCGACAGCAAGUAUGAGCAGUCCGAGACCUUCCAGAUUGCCCUCUCCGAGCCGGUAAUGGGCGCACUGGAGUUCCCAUCGACGUCGGCCGUGGAGAUCGUGGACCCGGGCGAUGAGUCCACUGUGUUCAUCCCCCAGGCCACCUUUGCCAUCGAGGAGGACGUCGGUGAGCUGCUCAUCCCGGUGCGCCGCAGCGGUGAUGUCAGCGAGGAGCUCAUGGUGGUCUGCCACACACUGCAAGGCACUGCCAAAGGCACCGUGCCCACCUCAGUCCUCUCCUUCUCGGACUACAUCUCCCGGGCCGAGGACCCCAGCAGCCUGCUGCGCUUCGACAAGGACGAGACAGAGAAGUUCUGCCGCGUGGUGGUGAUCGACGACUCGCUCUACGAGGGCGAGGAGAGCUUCAACGUCACCCUCAGCCUGCCCAUGGGGGGACGUCUGGGGUCCGAGUUCUCCACCACUCGCGUCACCAUCCUGCCCCAUAGUGAUGACGCUCCUGUGUUCUAUUUCGGGGAGAUGGAAUACUCUGUGGAUGAAAGUGCUGGCUAUGUGGAAGUGCGAGUUUGGAGGACAGGAACAGACCUCUCCAAAGCGGCUGCGGUUACUGUCCGGUCGCGCAAGACUGACCCCAUUUCUGCCGAAGCUGGUCAGGACUAUGUGGGCAUCAGUCAGAAUUUGGACUUUGCACCUGGGAUCAACAUGCAGACGUUCCGGGUCACCAUCCUGGACGACCUGGGCAAGCCUGCGUUGGAGGGAACGGAGAAGUUUGAGCUGGUCCUGCGCUUGCCGUUCAACGGCGUCAUCGGAGAGCCCGGCAAGGCCAUGGUGUUCAUCAACGACUCUGUGUCCGACUUGCCGCAGAUGCAGUUCCAGCAGGUGCUGUACACUGGCCAGGAGAGCACCGGUGAGAUCUCAGCCGUGGUCAAGCGCAGCGGCGACCUGAGCUUCACCUCCAGCGUGCGCUGCUACACCCGCCAGGGCACGGCGCAGGUGGCGGACGACUUCGAGGAGAGGCCCAACACGGACAGCUCCAUCAUCACCUUCCUGCCAGGUGAGUCUGAGAAGCCUUGCGUGCUGAAGCUGGUGGAUAAUCUGCUCUUUGAGGAAGAGGAGGAGCUAAGACUGCGGCUGGGGACGCCAAAGAGCAACUCUCCUUUCGGAGCCAGUGUGGGCCCUCAGGAGGAGACCCUCGUUAAAAUCCAGGACUCGGACGACAAGCCCAUCAUCAAGCUGGGAGAGAUCAAGUUCAGCGUGAAUGAGCCAAAGGAGGCUGGUCAGGUGACCGUGGUCAAAAUCCCCGUGCUCCGAGUCGGUGACACCUCCAAGGUGUCCGUGGUGAGAGUACACACCAAAGAUGGGUCAGCCACAUCUGGAGAAGACUACCAUCCCAUCUCAGAGGACAUUGAGUUCAAGCAGGGCGACAAGGAGCACGUUGUGGAGGUGGAGGUGCUGUACGACGGUGUGAGGGAGAUGAGGGAGGCCUUCACCGUCCACCUGAAAUCCGACGAGAACAUGGUGGCUGAGGUCCAGAUGACCAAGGCCAUCGUCUACAUCGAGGAGACAAACAGCAUGGCGGACGUCACCUUCCCGUCGCUCCCGCGCGUCGUGUCCCUGCUGCACUACGACGGCGUCAGAACCAAGAGCGACGUCGGGUCCAAGGAGAACCUCCAACCCCCUGCUGGCUACCCUGUCGUCUGUGUCACGGCUUGUAACCCGCGCUUCCCCGACUACGAAAAGACGGGCUCCAUCUGUGUGAGUGAGAAUAUCAACGACACGCUGACGCGCUACCGCUGGCUCAUCAGCGCCCCCGCUGGGCCGGACGGCGUGACCAGCCCCAUGCGCGAGGCCGACUUCGACACGUUCUUCACCUCGUCCAAGAUGAUCACGCUGGACUCGGUCUACUUCCAGGCCGGCUCGCGGGUGCAGUGUGCUGCCCGCGCCGUCAACGCCAAUGGAGACGAGGGCCUGGAGCUCAGCAGCCCCAUCAUCAGCAUCAGCCGCGAGGAGGGCUUGUGCCAGCCUCGUAAAGUGGGCACGGUGGGCGCCGAGCCGUUCUCUGCCAAGCUACGCUACACGGGCGCAGAUGAUCCCGAGCACGCCAACCUGAUCAAGUUGACUGUCACCAUGCCCCACAUCGAUGGUAUGUUGCCUGUCAUCUCGACGCGCGCUCUGUCCAACUUCGAGCUGACCCUCAGUCCCGACGGCACGCGCGUGGGCAACCACCGCUGCUCCAACCUGCUGGACUACAACGAGGUGAGCACGCGCUACGGCUUCAUCACGGAGGACACGCGCAACCCCGAGAGCAUCGGCGAGACCUCGCCCUACCAGUACAGCGCCGCCCUGCGGGGCGCCGGCGCGCUGCGAUUCUACCGCAACCUCAACCUGGAGGCCUGCCUGUGGGAGUUCGUCAGCUACUACGACAUGUCCGAACUGCUCACCGACUGCGGAGGCUCCAUCGGUACCGACGGACAGGUGCUGAACCUGGUGCAGUCCUACGUGACGCUGCGCGUGCCCCUCCACGUCUCCUACGUGUUCCACUCGCCUGUGGGCAUCGGCGGCUGGCAGCACUUUGACCUGCAGUCCGAGCUGCGGCUCACCUUCACCUACGACACGGCCAUCCUGUGGCAGGACGGCAUCGGGAGUCCACCACAGGCAGAGCUGCAAGGUGCCCUGUAUCCAACCAGCAUGAGGAUCAAUGAACAGGGGCGCCUGGUGGUCAACUUCCGCACUGAGGCCCGCUUCAGGGGCCUGUUUGUAGAGUCCUACCCAGCAUCCAGCAGAUCUAUGGUCAUGAGUAUAGGCCACCCAGGCCUGACCUUUAACCUUUCACUGGUGCGGACUGAGCCCACAUACCACCAGCCAGUGCAGCAGUGGAACUUUAUGUCUGACUUUGCAGUGCGCGACUACUCGGGCACAUACACUGUGAAGCUGAUCCCCUGUACGGCUGCCAUGAAUGUGGAGUAUUCUGUCCCUCCUGUCUGUAACCCCAGGGAGCCCAUCACCUUUGACAUGGACAUUCGCUUCCAGCAGGUGAGUGACCCCGUAGCUGUGGAGUUCAGUCUGAACACGCAGAUGUUCCUGCUGUCCAAGAGGGACCUCUGGCUGUCCGACGGUUCCAUGGGCUUCGGACAGGAGAGCGACACCGCCUUCUCAGAGGGUGAGAUGAUCUAUGGACGAGUCAUGGUUGACCCUGUGCAGAACCUGGGAGACUCAUUCCACUGCAGCAUUGAGAAAGUGUUCUUGUGCACGGGAGCUGACGGCUACGUGCCCAAGUUCAACCCCAGCAAGUCUGAAUUUGGCUGCCUGGCAGACUCCCCAUCGCUCCUCUACAGGUUCAAAAUCAUUGACAAAGCUCAGCCGGAGACUCAGGCCAGGUCGUUCGGAGAUGUCCCCUUCAAUGCCCUCCUGGCAGUGGAUGACCCGUCAGCCCUGUCUUUAGUCAAACAACCAGGCUCCGAUGGCUUCAGGCUGGACUCGGACGCCAUGUUCCAGGUGGCAGCCGGGAGGGAGUGGUACAUCCACACCAUCUACACCGUGCGCUCCAAGGAGAAUGCAAACCGCGGCAUCGGCAAGAGGAGUCUCGAGUACCACUCGGUGGUGUCGGGCGACAACCUGCCCGCUCUGCCCUCGCGCUCCCGCAGGGCCGCCCCUGGCGGGGUGCCCGCUCUGGCCGAGAACAUCGGCUCAGACAGCAACCGGGGAACCAACAUCAUGCACAUCGCCCUGGACCGCAGCCGCUGGCGGGCAGGCUCAGCGGGCGAGCCACUGGCAGACGGCGUGCUGCCCCGGGAACAGAGCAGCAAGCGCGGGGAGGAGGACGCAGUGACGGUGGCCGGCGCCCUGGUGGGUCUCCUGCUCACCGUGCUGCUGGCGGUCAUCCUGGCGCUGGUGCUGCGCUCCCGUCACAACGGGGCCAAGAAGGUGGCCAAGCCCUCGGGCAGCAUGCAGCCGGUGAUGGUGACAGACAAGUCCUAUGACAGCGCUAACAGUUCAGAGGUUUGAUGGACAAAGUAGGACACUGGGAAAUACAGUCUUUUUUAUGUGUGUGUGUGAGAGAGUGUGUGUGCCACCUCUGUGAUAUUCUUGUCAUCCCUGUUCUUUUUGCAAGUGCCUCUCAAACAGUCAUCCCUUUGAGAUCAGAAAUCUACCAGUCCAAGAAAACUUCUUUCAUAAAAAAUAUGUAAACAACCGUUUGAUUAUAUAAAAGACUUUUUGGUCGAUAUGAAUGAUGGUGGCAUGUCUUUGUGAUAAUAUGCAUAUGGAUUUUAAAAGGAUAACAAUUAUAUCUGAAAGUAUUAUCAGUGAAAGAGCUUUUCAAGACCAUUGAUUUUUUUAGGCUCUAGAAAGUGACCACCACAGUACAUUAAAACUGUUCCCCUUGUUUCCUAAAACACCAUUGUUAAUGUAUGUGUGAGUUGUGUGUCCUUGAAGAGUAGAUUAUUUUAAAGUUUAUUUAAUAUUCAGAAUGAUUUCAAAUAAACUCAUCACAACUUUCUAAAUGUCUACUUGUAAAUGGAAUAAAACUGGAUGUCUAGGUGUUUCAUAUCCCAAGCAUGACAUUGCAGAGUCUACUUAGGCUACAGUGUAAAUUUCUGUAGUCAUUUGUGUGUCACAGUGACAUUUGUGAAUUUACAUAUUACACUUGUUCCACAUUUCCUCCAUCACAUGUGAUGUUUGAUUCUUCCCUUUCUUCCCUAGAGGACACUAUGUCAGGAUUUUUGUUUUUCCACAGAACAUCAAGUGAAAAGAUUGCAGUUUCUGGAUGUGCAGAAAUGUAUUUGAAUUUAAGGUGCAGAUACUGUUAUCAGAUUUGUCAGACUUUUUGAUUGUACAUUGGGGUAGCUGGAAGAGUUUCAAGCACAAUCACACUGGAAUGUAUUAAUGGCUAUAUUUCAAAUAAAACUAUUAAAAAGUCUGACUUUUAUCCGUAGACAGUCAAACUAUUGUGUUUGUGCCAUUGGACGCAAUGUAAACCAUGUGAGAAAAUUUUACACACUUACAAUCACAUUUAAGCUUGCUAUGCAAUGCAAUCUGAAAACACAAAGAUGUACCUUGUAUCCCUAUUUUGACAGAUUUUAUUAUAUUGUUCUUUUUACUUACCAGUGUAUUUUUUUUAUGGUCUGCGCCUGGUUUACCUGAAUUUAAUGUAUGUUUAAAAUAUGUUUAUGUAUGCACAUCUAUUUAUAGAUAAAUAUUGUUUGUUUGAGUCGGGAAAUGGUCAGGUAUUGGAUUCUUCCAAUGAUGCAUUUUUGUAACAGACCACUGAAGCACACCCAUAC
Alosa sapidissima (American shad) is the source of this 10719-nucleotide messenger RNA. RefSeq names its product FRAS1 related extracellular matrix 2a (gene frem2a). The record is from RefSeq and is a predicted model, not a curated record. Lineage: Eukaryota; Metazoa; Chordata; Actinopteri; Clupeiformes; Clupeidae. Gene Ontology annotation, biological process: cell communication. The transcript has 24 exons. The coding region runs from base 107 to 9442 and encodes 3111 amino acids. Gene Ontology annotation, cellular component: membrane.